Messenger RNA from Bombina bombina (fire-bellied toad), 771 nucleotides. RefSeq names its product WAG22 antigen-like. NCBI's taxonomy places the organism in Eukaryota, Metazoa, Chordata, Amphibia, Anura, Bombinatoridae. The coding region runs from base 1 to 771 and encodes 256 amino acids. The record is from RefSeq and is a predicted model, not a curated record. The transcript has a single exon.
AUGUCCCCCCCUGGGCAUGGACAGGGUCAGGUCAUGGCCCAGGCUGCCGGUGGUGUGGCAGGUGCAGAGGCCAGGUGUUCGGAGCCUAAUGUACAGGGUGUUGCAGAGAGCGCAGCGGGACCCGCCCUCUCAGAUGGCGGAUCGCGCGAGAUGUACUCCUCCAGUUCAUCUGAGGAGGAGGAUCUCGGCCGCCAUCUUGAAGGGAAGGGCAGUGGAGGAGGAGACACCACGCGUGACCAGAGCAGCCCAGGUAACUUGUGGAGGCUUCCGGUCGCGGGUGGUGGGCCAACGGGUGGCUUAGGAGGGCAGCGGGCGCACUUACCGGGGGCGGCCAGUUCUGCUGGUGAGGCGGAGGUGCUGAGAGGCAGUGGAGGAGAAGGGCCCAGUACAAGCGCGCAUGCGCGCAUGGCGAUCGGAGGGCCUUGCACUUCUGCGCAUGCGCGCAUGGGUAUUGGCGCUUGCGGCCUAAGGUGUGAAGCUAGCGUGGCUGGAGUAGAAGGGCCAAGGUUGAGUGUGCAGGCUGGUUUGAGCAUGAUGGGUCCUCAGUCAGGGGCGCAGGCAGGCAUGCAUGGUGGCGCUAGUGGCCACAUUGGUAUAGCUGGGUCUGCAUGGAGUGCACAAGGGGCCAGUACACAGGGGGGAGUUUUGGAUGCGGUUAGUGAUACGCUUGGGGGGAAUGCCACUAGGGGCAGAGGGUGGUCGCAUGCGGGGAUAACGCAUGUUAUGGAUGAAGGGGCGCAGUUUGAUAGGAGUGUUGAUGCGAUACAUUAG